UUUAUUUUUCCUCACAGUAUUCUUUUUAAAUUAAUUUAAAAAAAUCUUUGAACUAUGUUUGAUGAAUUAAAUGCCUAUUAAUAUUCAAAAUUAUGAGUAAACAUAAUACAUAACAUUUCAAGUAUAUUUAAUGCCAAUCAUAACAGAAGAAUAUUGCAGUUUUUUCUACUUUGAUGACUAUAAAAAUCCCUAGAACUUCCUACAUUCUAAAAUAUUUAGUUCAUUAUGCAACAAUUAUCGUGAUUACUUAUAUUAUUUCGUGAAAUCUACUGGAUUUUUUUCUCUCUAUGUUGGCAGCUAGUUAGCCCAUUAUAGCUUACCCAAGAGCUCAGUACUUGUGCUUCCUCUUUAUAUUAUUUAUAAUAUGUACGCGGGGGGGGGCAGGGAAUUUUUUCCAGAUUUGAGUGGCAACCCUGACUAAAUUUAGGCUAAUUUGAUUCGCAAACCAUUGAACUUAGAAAGAAUUAAAUCUUAACAGUCUGAAAUAUUUGUUGAUAGGUUUUAGAUCUAUAUACUCAGAGCCUCAUUCUAAAGGUAUUUAUUGGUCAAGUCUAUUAUUGGCAAAGAAGUUUCCUAGAAUGACAUUUAAAAUUUUAAAACUCCCAUCAUUCCCCAAACAUACAGACAGUAGAAAAUUAAAGAGGCUAACUGUCAUUUGGUGUUUAGACUCUUAAGAAAAUUUCUUGUUUAUAGAACUGAAACUGUAGUAUGUCCAUUUUUAUUCUUUAUUUGUUUUACUCUGAGUAUGUUACAUUCCCCAAACAUGCAGACAGUAGAAAAUUAAAGAGACUUUACUUUUCUACUGUCAUUUGGUGUUUAGACACUAAGGAAGUUUCUUUUUUAUAGAACUGAAACUGUUGUAUGUCCAUUUCUAUACUUUACCUAUUUGUUUUAGUCUGAGUAUGUAACUGCUUUAGUCUGAGCACGUAAUGUUCACUUUUGACAUGAUCAAAAAGGAGAAGGGCUCACUGUAGUUGCAGCCAGAUAAUUUCAUGACAUUCUCAAGCCGGACAUGGUUGACUCGGACUUUCAUUCCUUCAGAGGAUUGAUAGAAUGGGUACUAAGCAACCUUGGAGACGAAACACUGGGGUUUCCUCAUUCUGCUGACCGCCCAAGCAGAGCAUCUGGUCUUGUACCCGAAAGCCCAAGGUCAAGAAAACUAGGAUGGGCAUAUUAGACCUCGGCCUUCCAUGGGCUGUUGCGCCAUUGAGUUUAGUACUACCAUUAUACUCAACAGUCUAUCCAUCAGUCAAUUUUUUAUCCAGAGCAUUACCUGUUUAUUUACACAAAUAAGUGCACUGAUAAAUAUUUUGAAAUGCUAAUACAUUUCUUUUUUUUUUAUUUGCAGUGGAAAUGUAUCUCGGUGGUGCUCCAAAUUCUAAUUCUUACAACUUUCGUAAGCAUGGUUCUUGUCACGUGUGCAACAUAUGUAACCGACAAUUUGGCAGAAAGUCUUCACUUAACCGGCAUUACGUUAUUCAUACUGGAGAAAGACCAUACAGUUGUACCGAAUGCGGUAAAAACUUUGCUCAAAAAGAUAACCUAAAGACUCAUUUAAGAAGCCACACCGGAGAGAGACCCUUCGUGUGCAACUUCUGUCCGAAACGAUUCUCUUCUAAGCAACACAUGUUAGAACACAUAGUUACACUGGAUGGUCACAAAAUAAGGAAAAGUCAGAGAUCUGCUCUUAAAAUUCAUUUUAUGACGCAUACAGGGGAACGUCCUCACACCUGUAAAGAAUGUGAGUUCCUGCUUUCAGAUUUCAUCUAUCCUAACUUAGAUCUUAAUUCAUCUUCUUCCUCUUUUGGUCAACAAGGUUCAAGUUUUGUGUGUCACGUGUGUGAGAGGGCAUUUUCUAAGAAAGCCUUGCUUAAGCGACACCUACCAUCACAUGCUGAAAAGAAACCUUACAGUUGCCACCAUUGCGUUUCUUUUUUUUCAGGCAGCAUUCAUUCAAUUUCUAAUUCUAGUUUCACAUCCUUUUUCGAACUGAGUUCCCACGAGUGUGAUGCGUGUGGCAAAGUAUUUCCCAGUAAAUCUAGCCUUAAAAUGCAUUCAUUUACCCACAGCGGAGAGAGACCUUACUCUUGUAAGGAGUGUGGUAAAGGUUUUACCCAAAAAGGAAACCUAAUAAGACAUCUUGGAUGCCAUUCAAGAGAAAAGUUGUUUCAGAAGUAUAUUGAUCUGUUCCGUUAAUUCACAAAAUCCUGAUCCAAUAGAUCUUCAUGUAUGCAAUAUAUGUAACAAAAGUUUUGCCGCCAAGAAGCACCUAGACAGGCAUUACAACAUACACACUGGUGAAAAGCCUUUUGCUUGUACUGUGU
Messenger RNA from Parasteatoda tepidariorum (common house spider), 2324 nucleotides. The record is from RefSeq and is a predicted model, not a curated record. NCBI's taxonomy places the organism in Eukaryota, Metazoa, Arthropoda, Arachnida, Araneae, Theridiidae.